UUAUUGCCUCGUAGGCUUUCACUUUUUCCUUUUAUUUAUAUAUUGCCAAUACCGUAUUUGGCGCAAAGUUUAGAUCGGUCGGCCAAUAUUUUGAUUUCCAAACAAGAAUCAGACGAAAUUUCAUAGCUCAAGAUUAGCUCUAAGGUGUACCCUGUGGGUCUUUCUGAUGACUUAUGAUGGAGGAGGGACCAAUAAAGUUUGCAUCUGGUGGAGAUGACAUCAAAAUUUGGGACCUCUCCAGCUCAACUCCUCAGCAACUGUUUUCACCGCAUGCAGGUCCCAUCUCAAGCCUCUGCUGGAGUCAGAACAAUCAACUCUUGGCCAGUGCAUCAUCAGUUGGGGAUAAGAUUGUACUCUCCUACGGAAAGAGUCUUUCAACAAAUAUUAUUGAGCUUGCAGUUGGGGAGAAGCAGACAUGUCUUUCUAUGAACUCAACCUCACGUUACCUGGUUUGUGGAGGCAAGAACAAGCUGGUCAGCAUAUGGGACCUCAAGAACAAAAAGUUGAAGAGGACAUACAAGGAGCAUCGAGACAGUGUGAGCUGUGUGCUGUUCAAUUGGAAUGAUUCCUACCUGGCAUCAGGGUCGGCGAGUGGAGAGAUCUUACUUCACAAUGUAGUAUCUGGUCAACCUGGCUCCCCUAUGGUUGCAUCCAAUGGACAGACAAUCCGGGAUGUCGGGUACUCCUUCUUCAAGAAGUCUCUCCUAGCUGCUGCCUCAGAUGAUGGCAGUCUAACCCUGUGGGAUACCAACACUAGUAAGCUGGUCACAUCAUUCAGCGAUGCUCACAAUGCACCCACCACAGCCCUGUCUUUCUCACCGCUCAAUAAUCUCCUUCUCGCCAGCUCCGGUCUUGACAAGAGGGUGGUCUGUUAUGACGUUAAUGGCAGAAGUGUGAUCAAGACGAUGACCGUUGAGUCCCCUCUCACAUCACUGUCCUUCAUGCAAGAUGGAGCAACGUUAGCAGCAGGCUCCACCCGGGGCAAGAUCUAUGUCUUUGAUCUACGCAUGGGAUCUGCCCCUCUCAAAACACUCAACGCUCACAAGUCUUCUGUACAGGCUAUAAGAUUCCAAUAUGCUAAUGGAGCUCCUAAGGUGAAUGGGCCAGUCAGCAAAUCAAGAACAGCAGGUUCUCACAAGAAGUCGUCAUCGUCCACCUCUUCGAUACCGAUGCACGAGCCCAGCGAGCCGACAUCAUCCAUUCCUGAUAAUGUGAAGGCAUCUAAGGAGAGUCUCAAUGAGAGGACCAACGGUGAUCCUUCUCCACGGUAUGAGCAGAUGGACAAUAUGGAUAUCAUCUCACCAAUCAGAGAAGGAGGUGACUCGACCACAGCUAGGACAUCAGUCAGGAAUGGUCCCAACUCUGUAACUGAUGAUAGGCCAGAGACUAUGGGCAAGGCAGAGACACAACAAAGACGUAACAGCUUACCUGGUGCAGGUAUAUUCUCCCCUCUGUCAUCAGAAAAUGACAAUCCAAGUAUUGAUAGCUCAGUAAGGAGAAAUCCUGUUGGAUCAGUAGCCUUAGAAUCCAGCCCUUUCGGACCAAUUAGGAGAGCUUUUCCAAAUAACUUGGAUGGUCUAGAUAAUGGCACAACAACGGCAACUUCAAAUAGCGUCAGGUUUAGAUCGCCAUUGCACAGUCCGGUCGACCUUCCCUCGCCAAGGAGAACAUCCUUUCCCACCACCGUCAUGGAUACAAGACGCAUUCCAGCCUCCCUCAACAUCCGUCCUGUCAGACUGGACAGUGAUACCAGGAUGGAAGGGGAGGAAGAGGAGGAGGCAGCAUCACCAGUAACCACGCCAACCAUUCAUAGACCAGUCUUCUCACCAGAGGAGCCCCCAAAGACAUCAUUCCCAAGAAGCUUUCCGUCCCCUGCUCCUCCUCCUCAUACCAGUAGUGAGGCAGAAACAAGGAUGAAUGAAGGAGCUGUAGGAGGAGGAACAGAAGCUGCAGGAAGCUCAUUGCAGAAUACCCCAUUCCAGACAUUCCAAGUGGAUUUCAUCAAGAACUUGAUAGAAGAAUCAUUGGACCAAUUCAGGGUUGCUAUCCACAGAGAUGUUACUAAUCUACAGUUAGAAAUGCUCAGGCAAUUCCAAAUACAGCAGACUGAAAUACAAGCAUUGCUCCAACGCUACUCCGUCAACGAGGGCCUCCUUUCAGAGAUUGAGACUUUGCGAGAGGAGAACAAGAGAUUAAAAAACAAAUACUGAUCUCGGCCAUCGGCAGG
Messenger RNA from Strongylocentrotus purpuratus (purple sea urchin), 2227 nucleotides. Its product is annotated as protein NEDD1-like. The record is from RefSeq and is a predicted model, not a curated record. NCBI's taxonomy places the organism in Eukaryota, Metazoa, Echinodermata, Echinoidea, Camarodonta, Strongylocentrotidae. Gene Ontology annotation, molecular function: gamma-tubulin binding. Gene Ontology annotation, biological process: microtubule nucleation; mitotic cell cycle. Gene Ontology annotation, cellular component: pericentriolar material; spindle pole; ciliary basal body. Bases 174 to 2210 code for a protein of 678 amino acids. The transcript is spliced from 14 exons.